AUGCUUGAUAUUGGCUGGCUUUGUGGCGCUGCAGUGAGAGCUGUGUACUGGCUAGUGAUGCUCGCCUGCAAUUUCCUCGGUUAUUCUCCAAUGUGGGCCAAAAACGCGUUGAAACGCCGUAAUAUGGUACGCAUUCAGUUAUAUAACACAUGAAAAAAAUUCAAAAUUUUCUAGGAAAGUUUUCGCCUCCGAACACCAUCUAAUUUGGCGAUUCUCUACACUGAAAGAGUUGUGGAGAAGGUAUAUUGGUUUCACUUGUGUGGCUUUGUCUCAAGAUUAUUGAUUCAUUCAGGAAGAAUUGAGAAAGUUGAUUGAAAUAUGCAGCAAAUCCGGGGUCCGACACCUUUCCUUGUACGAUCAUUGGGGCGACGUUCAAAAGUGUGUUCCAAAUUUUGUGGACUUUUGUCGGUUUAAUGUGAGUUCUUCGAAGAAACUCGUUUAAAAUCCAAUCAUCAGGGAAUUCGAUUGAUUUUGGGAAGAACCGUGGAAGUGUCGCCCGAUUUCAGUGCGAGUGGCAUGACUGUUCAAGUUUUGUCCUCAGACUCGGGAAAACGAGCUCUAGUCGAUGUCUGCAAAUCUGUGAGUCGAAAUUCUCUUCAAAUAAUCAUCCAAGAGGCUGUUGAGGAACUCGCAAUGAGAUGAAGAGAAAGCUUAAACGAAUGCUUGUUUUACAACCGCAUUUUCUUGAGUUUUUGUGUUCUAAUGCAAAAAUAAAAGUUAGCUAGGCAAGAAGAGUUUGGAUCGUUUUGAUAUUUUCACGAUGAGCUUCACAAUUUUCAGCUGUGUGAGUCAAAUGUCGAAAUAACAACCGAAACGAUAAGUGAAAAAAUUGCUUUGGAUCAUCUAUUGGUGGACCCGGACUUUUUAAUCCAGGUAAGUUUUUCUUUCUUCUGAAAAUUGGUUUGAAUAAGGGCACAAAGACGUUUUUGAGAAGCGGUGAUAAUGAAUUUUCGCUGAAAUUUAGAAAAAUGUACGUUUAUUAAAAAUGUCUCUUUCAUUCAUAUCCGGUUUAAUCGUCGUUUGGAUCAUUUUUAUUUUUCAAAAACUGUUUUUUUUUUCUUUUUUUUUAUUUCAAGAACAUCGGGGCUAUACCUUCUUGUGAUAUUUCAUUAAAAUUUUCUCAUCAGCUUAAAGUUCUUAUCAAGAAUACUUCUCAGAAUAAGUUAAAAUAAAGAUAAAGUUUUUUUUUGCAGAAAGAAACAAUUCAUAGAGAAAAUUUUGUAAAGUAUUGGGAGGCCUGAAUUUGCAGGUCGGCAGUGUUCCUUCGCUUUGCGGGUAUCCUCCAUGGAAUCUUCGGGUGACGGAAUUCAUGCAGACCCAACGGCUGCCGACGACGCCGCGCGCCUUCGAAAACUGCAUCGAAACUUUCAGCCGACGUGACAUACGCGUUGGCAAGUAG
Caenorhabditis auriculariae is the source of this 1399-nucleotide messenger RNA. Lineage: Eukaryota; Metazoa; Nematoda; Chromadorea; Rhabditida; Rhabditidae. The record is from the annotation of a GenBank genome assembly.